This is a messenger RNA of Dunckerocampus dactyliophorus (ringed pipefish), 5899 nucleotides long. RefSeq names its product ArfGAP with RhoGAP domain, ankyrin repeat and PH domain 2 (gene arap2). The coding region runs from base 258 to 5120 and encodes 1620 amino acids. Gene Ontology annotation, molecular function: protein binding; GTPase activator activity. The transcript is spliced from 34 exons. Gene Ontology annotation, biological process: signal transduction. The record is from RefSeq and is a predicted model, not a curated record. Lineage: Eukaryota; Metazoa; Chordata; Actinopteri; Syngnathiformes; Syngnathidae.
GCCUCACCUUGUGCUCGGAACCAGGAAGCUCACUUCGCGGCACCCAUUCGGAACAGGCUUGUCUGAAACGCCUGUGCUCAGUUUUUGGCUUUCAAUUAAGUACCUCCACACUGUGGGUUUCUUUGCGUAUGUGAACUUUGCGCAUCAGCUUUUACGCACAGGAAACUAGACUGGACUGUGUAUAUACAGUCCGCUGUUGGCAACCUGCUGGAGUUAGCGAAAAUGACGGAAAUGAAAAAGUACGGUCAAGUGUGCGGAUGACGCCUGCGGAUGUCCGUUGUUGUCUGUCCAGUGCCAAGCACCAGAACACCAUGCUGAAAACUCCAGAGCCGAGCCAGGAGGUGGAGCGGUGGCUUUUUACCCUCCGCCUUUCCCAGUACGCACCAUGUUUCCAGCAAGGCGGCUACCAAUCCCUGGAAGACUGCAAGGACCUCACAGAUGAGCGUCUCAUAGAGCUCAAGGUGCUCCCGACAGGACAUCGCAGGCGUAUACUUCGCGGUUUAGAGGCGCUCGGUGUUGGGAAGCCGCCGCUGUACCCUAGAAGCAUCUUCCUAAAAGACAAAAAAAGAGGCGGUUCCUGCCAGCACUACCGUCCCAAAGAACAUGAGGACUUGGAGGGGAGUCAGACGUUGCCUCCAAGAGCUGGCCUGGGAGCGGAGAUGCCUCAGAGUUUGCCUCAACCAACCCGACGUAACCCUGACAACAUCCUAACAUCCAUGCUGGAACAUCAGUGCAUCCGUGCCUCCACUUCCUCCUCCUCCAUUAGCAGCACAGAGUCGUUCCCAAUGUCUGAACUACCACCAGACUUGGAGAUCUCUCCAGAAGACGUCCUUCCAACAACUCUGAGUGAGGGGUCCUCUCAGUGCCACAUGGUGAACAACGCAAUCUAUGAUUCGCAGCCAUCUUCAGAGCUUUCCAAAGGUCCCAGACUGACUCGCUCUUACCGGCUGAGGCACCGACCUGUACCGCAAAUCCCGCAACAAGACGGGCACGUAGCAGCAGCACAAACAAGCGGGCCUGAACACCCAGCCGACUGCGGGGGGGGUCCCUGCGGUGCAAACGGCAUACAGAAAGCUCCGCUUCAGAGAACCGUGACGCCCAUCGCUCCCUACGGAGAGACGUUCCUCUACAUCAACGAUCAAAACAUUCUGGAGCAAGUGUUACAGAAGGACCAAGAGAAGCAAAAGAAACACAGGUCCAAGGACAAAGACUCCCCUCCUGUCCAGGCUGUUUCGGACCCUUACAAAGACGAAUACUCCACUGUGGAAGAAUGUUCCAGCCUUUUGCAGAGUUUGGACCACAGUGCUGCAGACUACCUCUCUGUUGGUGUGGAGUCUGCGGCCUCUGCUCCCGUCUGUCAUGGCACUUCUGCGGUCAUGGUGGACUGCAACCUCUUCUCCCAAUCUGUAGAGGCUGUGGACAUGGAGCCACUUCCUGAUAUUUCACCCUAUGCGUGCUUUUAUGGCGCUCCGAAGCCUCCGGUGCUUAAAGUGGGCUGGCUGGACAAGCUUUCACCGCAAGGGAAGUGCGUCUUUCAAAGGCGCUGGGUGAGGUUCGACGGCGAGAGCCUGGCCUACUACAACAGUGACAAGGAAAUGUACUCCAAAGGGAUGAUUCUGGCCACUGCCAUCAGACAGGUGCGAGGUUUAGGUGACAACAAGUUUGAGGUCAUCACCUCGCUUCGGACCUUCAUAUUCCGAGCUGAGAGAGAAGGGGAGCGCCACGAGUGGAUGGAAACUCUUCAGACGGCAGCACAUCACCACCACCAUCCCCCCCCCACUGCCGCUGCCGGCUCCCAGAAGUGGCGCCACAGCCUGCGCCGCUGCCGCUCCUCCACAAACAAGCGCGGUAUGCUGGAGGUGCGCGCCUACAAAGGCAGAGUUCUGGUGUCCCUGGUGGGGAGCAAAGUCAGGCUGUGCAAAACAGAACAGGACUACGAAGCAGGCCUGGCUAUUUGUGAAGUGGAGCUGACGGCCGCCAAUAUUCGAGAUGUGGACCGCCGGGCCUUUGAAAUCAACACACCCUUCAAAAACUUCUGCUUUGUGGCCGAGUCAGAACUGGAAAAGUUGGAGUGGAAGGAAGCUAUUCAGGAGUCCAUUGCAGAGACGCUGUCCGACUACGAGGUGGCGGAGAAGAUCUGGUUUAACGAGGCCAACAAGAGCUGUGCCGACUGUCGUGCUCUGCAGCCAGAGUGGGCAUCUGUCAACCUAGGCGUGGUCAUCUGUAAGAAGUGUGCAGGGCAGCACCGCUCACUCGGCCCCAGUGUCUCUAAGGUGCGCAGCUUGAAGCUGGACAGCAGCAUCUGGAGCAAUGAGCUUGUGGAGCUCUUCUUGGAAGUGGGGAACCAGAAGGCCAACAGCUUCUGGGCGGCUAACCUGCCGCUGGAGGAAGAGCUCCACAGCCGGGCUUCAGCCGAGCAGCGUGCCACCUUUGCCCGCCGGAAGUACCGGGAGAGGAAGUACCGCCGGGUCCUGGAUGGUCUUCAUGACUCGGAGCAGCUCAACAAGGCGCUGUGUGCCGCCGUGCUGCUGCCUGAUGUGCUGCACACCAUGGAGCUGGUGUUCAGUGGGGCAGAUGUUAUGUGCGCCACUGGGCACCCGACUUGCUCCACGCCGUACCUCCUGGCCCAGCAUGCAGGCCAGAGGCUGCAGAUGGAGUUCCUGCAUCAGAACAAGCUGUCGGCACCUUGGGAUGUUGUUGGAGCAUGUUCAUUUUCAUAUCCACAUCCCAGCUGCAACCAGAGAGGCAAAGAUUUCCCUAGACUUGAUCCAUGGUCUGAAAACAACUGUCUGUCAGAGGUGUCUCUCUUCAUGGAUGGCUUCCUCUACAUCUCCCCGGGCCACAGCAAAGGGACACCGCCGGACCGCAGAAAAGGAGAAGACAUGGCGCGUCGCUGGUGCACACUGGAGGGCGGCUUUUUGAGUUACUAUGAGAGCGUGCACAGUGCGUCGGCGGUCGGCAGGGUGGCCGUCGCUGACGUGGUCAGCCUGGCCAUCAGCAACACGGAGACGAUGACUGCAACAGGGGCCGUGUUUACCGCAGAGCUGUACCUACAGUCGGUGCGGGUGCUUGUCAUCGGCGCCGAGACGCAGGAGACGCGGCGUGACUGGAUCCAGGCGCUGACCAAGUGCUUGGUGCCGUUCACUGCAGAGGGUUUGGUGCUGAAGGACAGCGAGCUGAUAGGACGCCUCUUCUACAAGGAGGGCCACGACCUCUACCACUGGAGGACGGGCUGGUUCGUUCUGGCUGGCUCCAUCCUGCACUUCGGCUCCGGGGACGACGAAGGAGAAGAGGAAGUUCUUCAUCUUAAACGGCUGCAGGAGCUCACUGUCACCACCCACAAGGAGGGCGAGGAGAAGAUCCAAGUCCUGUUGAUGGUGGAGAGCGGAAGAACCAUUUACAUCCAUGGCUUCAACAGCAUUGACUUCAAACUGUGGCACUCGGCCAUCACGCAGGCCGCCGGCACCGACGGCAAGGCGCUCGGCGACCAGCAGCUCACGAAGCAUGGCGUUCCCAUUAUAGUGGAGAGCUGCAUUGCGUUUGUCACUCAGUAUGGUUUAUGCCAAGAAGGUGUCUACCAGCGGCCAGGCGACUCUGGCAGAGAGACUCAACUCUUGGAGAACUUCACGCGUGACGCUCGUAAUGUCAAACUGAGGGAGAAGGAGCACCACCUGGAGGAUGUGACGGGUGCUCUGAAGCGGUUCCUGUUGCAGGCGGAGGACGCCCUGCUGACCAAGGAGCUCUAUCCUUACUGGGUGUCUGCUUUGGACGAAGAGGACGAGAGCCUGAGAGUGAAAAAGUACUCCACUUUUAUUGAGAGUUUGCCCAAAACCAACAGGGCCACAAUGGAUGCUCUACUCCAGCACCUCUACAGGAUUCAGCAGUGUUCAAACCUCAACCACAUGCCCAGCGAAAAACUGGCCUCUGUCUUCUCCUCCUGCUUCUUCCAGACUCAGGGACAAAUGCCACAGGAAAUCCACGUGGUCCGAGACCUCAUCGACAACUACAUUACACUCUUUAGUGUCAAUGAAGACCAGGUGCAACAGAUGGAGCGGGAGAAUAGCUUCAUCACCCGCUGGAACGACAAAAAGGACACCACAUUCUCGCCAGCUGGGGACUUGAUCUUUGAGGUGUACCUGGAGAAGCGAGAGCCAGAGAACUGCUGUUUAAUCAAGGUGUCGCCCAGCAUGCGAUCUGCAGACCUGGCAGAGGCGACGCUGAGCAUGAGGAACCUCACUUUGAAUGCCACUGACUUGUGGACAACGUUUGAAGUCAUCGAGAAUGGAGAGUUAGAGCGUCCGUUCCACCACAGCGAGAAGAUUCUGGAGCAGGUGUUGGAGUGGAGCACAUUGGACUGCCCCAGUUCUGCUUUUCUUGUUUUAAAGAAGUUUCCAGGGGCCACAAGAGGCACUGAAGACAAAGUGGACCAAAAGCAGCUGGUAAGAGGCGACUAUCUCAAGUUCAACGAUGGCUGCACCAAAUUGCUGUCAGGGCACAAAUUCCAGGACAAAUAUGUGGCGCUCCGCGCCGAAAAGCUGCUGCUCUACAGAGAUAUCAAAAGCACAAAAGCAGAGAAGGAGGUCCACCUUAAGGCUGCCAAGUGCUACCUGGGCCUGAGGAAGAAGAUGAAGCCUCCAAGCAGCUGGGGCUUCACCGUCUACACAGAGAAACAGCAGUGGCAUUUCUGCUGCGAGGAGAAGGAGGCGCAGGUGGGAUGGGUGACGGACAUCAUCAGGAUGAAGUUCGGCUCUGACGCCUGCUCCGGCCCAGGGGGCACCGCAGUUCACACGGCCUCCGGAGGGGGAGCUGUGACUGAAGGCAGAGCGCGCCUACAGCAAAAUUCAAGCCGACAGAUGACCGACAGGAGGAUUUCUCUUGCCCUCAAGACCAACACUGAUGGUGGGGGCGUGACCCCUCUGGGCCAACAUAGGAGGUCCAUCAUGGAACUUUGCCAGCCGUCGUCACAGCCGCAGGCCUCGCUCGCUUCCCGACAAAGUAGCGUGAGCGGCGCUGGCAAGAGGCCCGGCCCCGGCGGCGAGGGUAAGAUGCCUCAGAAUCUGCUGAGUGAGCUUAAUUCAGUGCUGAACAAGACGGGCCGCGGUGCCAACAUUGCUGACUGACAGGAGAGGAAGAAAAGUGCAUGCGGCGGUCAGCAGACGGAAAAGUGGAGCCUGACAACAAACGUUGAUGCAAUUCGUACGCAGCAGCAACACAUCUCAUGUGUAAAUAUUUAUUUGUCCAUUCCUUGCAUUUGACAAUCAGUAUUUCAUUGCUGUAUGACUUAAACAGCAGAAUAAACUCCCCCAGAAUGAAUGGAUGAAGCCUGUCUUCAAUAAUGUACACUGCAGGCUUAAAAUGCACACGUUGGCAAUUGUCCCAUAUUACGCCAACUUCAUGAAAUAUGUAUUUGAACAUUUUAUUUUCAUGAUGCUUGCUCUACAAACCAAAGAAUCGCCACAUUUGGUGCAUUUGCAAGGUUUUCCUUCAUCUUGACAGCCUCUUUAAUGCAAUUAGAAGAUCUUUGUGACAAUAUGAUUAUUUAUUACGUGCUUGUUUUUACAGAUAUUGUUGUUUGGGAGUCAGAGGUGAGCAUCAGUGACAAAAUCUUUGAAAAUGAAAGACUCAAGCUCAAACAUGAGGCGCUUUUUUAAUUAAAACCUUUUUAAAAACAAAACAUGUCUUUGUGAAUAAUAAUAUCAUGUGACAGUAGGGGUACAUUUUUUUGGGCAAAUUUGCACCCUUUUGUGUGCAGCAUUUUAGGAGUGGAGGAGUUAGCUUACACAAACAAAUAUUUGACAUGCAGACCGACUGUCCUAAUUGUUUCACUAGGGAUUGUGUAAAUAUCCAGAUGUUCACGUUAGCGUACCUUGUGGUUCUGUUCAUUUGUAGUUUUCUUUGU